This is a messenger RNA of Nicotiana tabacum (common tobacco), 1335 nucleotides long. The record is from RefSeq and is a predicted model, not a curated record. Lineage: Eukaryota; Viridiplantae; Streptophyta; Magnoliopsida; Solanales; Solanaceae.
AUGGCCUCUUCUUCUAAUAGAUCUAUGGAAGCUGCUCAUGAGGGUUCAAAUAGCUCUCACACCCAACCUCACUUACUGGAAGGGGUUGGAGAAUAUUUUUUUGAUCUUAAUUUUUCUCGUAUUAGUGGGUCUGAAGUGGGAAGUAAGCAAGGUGCAAGAGUUAGGCCACAUCCUUAUAUGAGUCAUAGUGCUCCUGUUGUUGAUCCUCCUUUUCAACAACAGACUGAUUUCUUUCGUCACUUGGCUGGAACAAUAUCCGACCAUAAUGAAAUGAACUUUGAGAAAAUAAGAAAAAUGGGUGGAGUUGAGUUUGAAGGCACUAUUGAUCCUACUGAUACUGAACAAUGGCUUGAGCGUAUAAAGAGAGAUGCUUAUGAUUGGUGGGUAAGUGUACCAAAUACCAAAGCAAAACCUCCAGUGCUUACUUGGGAUGAUUUUGUCAAAGAAUUCCGUAAGAAGUAUGUCCCACAUGCUUAUCGUGAUGUGAAGAAAAAUGAGUUUCUAGAUUUAAAGCAAAGGGGUAUGUCUAUUGCUGAAUAUCAACAAAAGUUUCUCAGGCUUUCUCGUUAUGCUAGAGGUAUUAUCGAUGAUGAAAAAUAUAAGUGCGGGCGAUUCGAAGAUGGUUUGAAUGAUUCUAUCCGAAUGUCUGUGGCGGUCCUGCAACAUGAAAUGUUUUCCAAACUAGUUACAGCUGCUCAUACUUGGGAAAGAAUUGAUAAUGAACAAGCUCGUAGAAAUGGAAACAAGUUCAGAAAAGCUAAUUCAGAUAAUGUCGGUCUAUCCAAAAGGGGGAGGUUUUACAAUUCCAAGACUGGUGGUGCUCGCAGGUCAGCUCAGCAUAAGCAAAAUAGAUCAAAUUUUUCUACUGCUAGCACUCCAAGCUAUAGACAAGGCAUGACUCGUAUACCCACUUGUGCAGAGUGUGGAAAGAAUCACUUUGGUUCAGUUCAAAAAUCUACUGCCGCUCCUUCUCAAAAGAAUAGAGGUGCGAGAUCUAGAAAUACCCAAAAUGCAGGUGCAAGUGGAGCUAUGCAAGCCAGUGGGUCAAGAGCUACAACACGAGCUUAUGCUAAGAGGCAGAGGGAUGACCAAGAUGGGGCAUACGUGGUUGUUGGUAAAUUUCACUUAUUUGGCUUAUGUGUUGUUACAUUAUUUGAUCCAGGUUCUACACAUUCCUAUGUUUGCUUGUCACUUGUUUUUCCUGAAAAUGUGAAAUCUGUGAGACUUGAUUGUGGUGUUCUUGUCAAAAAUCCUUUAGGUCAUCAGGUUGUUUGUAAUCAGAUCUAUCGAGGUUGUCCCUUCGAGAUUCAAGAUAUAGUCUUCCCUGCUGAUUGA